AAUUUUACAUCGUUUGUUCGUUGGUGGGUUAUGGUAGUUGGAGUUAAAUGUUAAAUUUUUCAAACGAUAUUGGUUCUGGGUAGUAAUUUUGAUCAUGUAUACUGCUUGGAGGAGCUGUGCUCUUAGAUCUUCUCAAUUAUUACAUAAAUUACUUAUUGAAGAUGCUUCUAAUCAUUUAAGCCAUGGAAAGAAAACUAAUUUUCAAGUUAUAACGUUUACUUGUGCUCCAUCUAGAUCAUAUAGUGUGAACAUUCAUUCAAGAAAACUGUUUCGUUUAAAAUCAUCACAAAUUUCUAGUAAGAGAUAUGUACAAUCCACUCCUUUCAAUACCAUAAUAAUGUUUGUUCCCCAACAAGAAGCUUGGGUGGUUGAGCGAAUGGGAAGAUUCAAUAGGAUUUUGCAACCCGGUCUGAAUUUUUUAAUUCCCAUUGUUGAUAAAGUUAAAUAUGUUCAAAGUUUAAAAGAGUUGGCUAUUGACAUACCCAAACAAUCAGCAAUUACUUUAGAUAAUGUUACACUUAACAUUGAUGGCGUUCUGUAUCUGAGAGUUGUUGACCCAUAUAAGGCAAGCUAUGGUGUAGAAGAUCCAGAGUUUGCAAUUACGCAGCUUGCUCAGACCACAAUGCGUUCAGAACUUGGAAAAAUAUCGUUAGAUAGUGUUUUCAGAGAGAGAGAAUCUUUAAAUUUUGCAAUAGUUGAAGCAAUAAAUAAAGCAAGUAAUGCCUGGGGCAUAGAUUGCUUACGUUAUGAAAUUCGUGAUAUUAGAUUGCCCCAGAGAGUCAAUGAAGCAAUGCAAAUGCAAGUUGAGGCUGAGAGGAAGAAAAGAGCUGCAAUAUUAGAAUCAGAAGGUAUUAGAGAAGCAGAUAUAAAUGUAGCUGAAGGCAAGAAAAGAGCUAGAAUUCUAGCUUCUGAGGCAGAAAAAACUGAGCAAAUCAAUUCAGCGCAAGGUGAAGCAUCUGCCAUAUUAGCAAAAGCUAAUGCAAGAGCAAAGUCUUUGGAAGUUGUCGCUCAUUCUUUACUGCAAAAGAAAGGGAGUGGUGCUGCUUCAUUAUUGAUUGCAGAGCAGUAUGUAAUGGCAUUUAGUAAAUUAGCAAAAUCUGGAAACACCUUAAUACUGCCUUCUAAUACUGGUGAUGUGUCUUCCAUGGUCGCUCAAGCAAUGACUAUCUACAACAAUCUAUCGUCAAAGGAAGAUCAGUUUCCUAGGAGCAGUGUUGAAACUAUUAGUAAUUUGCAAUCUUCUGAGAAAGAUUGGAAUGAAUACAUCAGUGACAAAGAAGAUGAUAUUCAAGUUGAUGUGACAUCUGAUCAAAUGUCUCCAAAAAAAGAUGGUAAAGAUGAAAAUAGUUAAAGUAGUUUCCUGUGUAGAAUCUUUGACCCAUUUAAGAUGAAUAAUUUAUUUCAAAUAAAUAUAAUGUUUUUGUUGGUCUUGUUAAUUUCAAACCAUUAAUUUUUUCCUUAUGGGCCAUCUGCCAAACUACUACUGAGGAAAUCAAAAGGGAUCAUUUUGUUAUCAUCAGACAUCUUGUACAUUCUUAUUUUUUGUAAUGUAUUUAAAAAAUGUAUAAACAACCUUUUCCAAUGUGAUUAACUUCUUCUUCUGCUAAGUAAUAAAAGUUGAGAUUCCUGAAGAUUUUCUGUUUUAAAAUUUGGAGGGAUUUUAAACCAUUUUGUGGGAUUUCAUAUUUUUGUUUUAUUUAGAAAAGGGGUGAAAGUUUGUUAUCUAAAAUGCAUGGUUAUAAUUUUAAAAGCAAAUCUUAUUCUGAUUAAAAUUUAAAAAAUUUUUAAUUAAAGAAGGUGUUAAUAACAGUCAUGAGUAAAUGGCUUGAGUUGCUAUGUUCUGAAUGAUAUUUAUGCCCAAACUGGAUUAAAAAAAAAAAAAAAAAGAUGAGUGUCAAUUACGGCUGAGCGAUCUAGUAAUUUCUACAUUGUGAUGCGGAAGGUCUUGCACCCAUGCUUAGACCAUUGCUAACAAGCUUGAAUUUGGGGACAAUGAGAAAGGAAUGCAUAGUAGGGGGCUGCAUUGCUGUAGUCAUUGUUAGUAUGAAUUUUCAGUGUCAUGUGGAAAAGAUAGAAUAGCUGUCACCACUUGAUAACUAAGAGAUGGGUAGGAAGUUACUCAAAGGAUUAGGAACACACAGUGAGCUUUCUGCAAUGACGGAAAGUAUCAGGGGAAAAAAAGGUAUUAAUCAGGAUUUUUUCAGGUCAGAAGUUUUGUUCGUCUUAACCGAAACUUCCUUUUUGUUCUACGUAAUAUCUGUGACAUUUUUAAUACUGUUUAAUAGUAAACCAAACUUUAAUAACAAAAUGUUCUUUUUAGCCAUGAUUUCAUAUUAACAGAGUUCAACUGUACUUUAAAAUUCCUAAAACAGAUGAACCAUAAAAAUAGUAGGUGCAGGGGACUUUGGGGUGUCAUGUUGUGUAAAAUUUUAUUGAAUUGUGAUUUUGUUCUCACAGAAGAAAAGCUGCCAACUAGUCUGAAUUGAAGAAAAAAUUUCCCUCGAUCUGGUUCCAUUUUUCAAGUAAAAUGUAUUUACUUCAUUUGAAUAAAUUUUC
Uloborus diversus is the source of this 2556-nucleotide messenger RNA. It is a transcript of the gene Stoml2, whose product is annotated as stomatin-like protein 2, mitochondrial. Lineage: Eukaryota; Metazoa; Arthropoda; Arachnida; Araneae; Uloboridae. The record is from RefSeq and is a predicted model, not a curated record. The coding region runs from base 95 to 1351 and encodes 418 amino acids. Gene Ontology annotation, cellular component: membrane. The transcript is spliced from 12 exons.